GAUAUGGCAAUGGUAGUUAGCAGCUGGCGAGAUCCGCAGGACGACGUGGCCGGGGGCAACCCCGGCGGCCCCAACCCCGCAGCGCAGGCGGCCCGCGGCGGCGGCGGCGGCGCCGGCGAGCAGCAGCAGCAGGCGGGCUCUGGCGCGCCGCACACGCCGCAGACCCCGGGCCAGCCCGGAGCGCCCGCCACCCCCGGCACGGCAGGGGACAAGGGCCAGGGCCCGCCCGGCUCGGGCCAGAGCCAGCAGCACAUCGAGUGCGUAGUGUGCGGGGACAAGUCGAGCGGCAAGCACUACGGCCAAUUCACCUGCGAGGGCUGCAAAAGUUUCUUCAAGAGGAGCGUCCGCAGGAACUUAACUUACACAUGCCGUGCCAACAGGAACUGUCCCAUCGACCAGCACCACCGCAACCAGUGCCAAUACUGCCGCCUCAAGAAGUGCCUCAAAGUGGGCAUGAGGCGGGAAGCGGUUCAGCGAGGAAGAAUGCCUCCAACCCAGCCCAAUCCAGGCCAGUACGCACUCACCAACGGGGACCCCCUCAACGGCCACUGCUACCUGUCCGGCUACAUCUCGCUGCUGCUGCGCGCGGAGCCCUACCCCACGUCGCGCUACGGCAGCCAAUGCAUGCAGCCCAACAACAUCAUGGGCAUCGAAAACAUCUGUGAGCUGGCCGCGCGCCUGCUCUUCAGCGCCGUCGAGUGGGCCCGCAACAUCCCCUUCUUCCCGGAUCUGCAGAUCACCGACCAGGUGUCCCUGCUACGCCUCACCUGGAGCGAGCUGUUUGUGCUCAACGCGGCCCAGUGCUCCAUGCCGCUGCACGUGGCGCCGCUGCUGGCAGCUGCCGGCCUGCACGCCUCGCCUAUGUCCGCCGACCGCGUCGUGGCCUUCAUGGACCACAUCCGCAUCUUCCAGGAACAGGUGGAGAAGCUCAAGGCGCUGCACGUCGACUCGGCCGAGUACAGCUGCCUCAAAGCCAUCGUGCUGUUCACAUCAGAUGCCUGUGGCCUGUCGGAUGCCGCCCACAUCGAGAGCCUGCAGGAGAAAUCGCAGUGCGCGCUGGAGGAGUAUGUGAGGAGCCAGUACCCUAACCAGCCCAGCCGCUUUGGCAAACUCCUACUGCGGCUGCCCUCGCUGCGCACCGUGUCCUCCUCGGUCAUUGAGCAGCUCUUCUUCGUCCGCUUGGUAGGUAAAACCCCCAUCGAAACUCUCAUCCGCGAUAUGUUACUGUCUGGGAGCAGCUUCAACUGGCCUUACAUGUCCAUCCAGUGCUCCUAGACCUUGGGCACUUCCCGCCUGUUCCCCCAACCCCAUCCCCUAGAGACUCAGAGGACCAGCAGGGGCUAUGGACUCCAAAACUUCCGGAACACCAGGCGCUGACGCAGGGUGUGGCAGCUGGGCAGGCCAGGCAAUGGGGAGGAGGGCCAGGGGGAAAAGAGCAGCCCACCCUGCAGAUGCAACGCGAGCUGCAAACAAGGAGAAAAAGAGACUUUUUAGAAUCAGAUCUGUGAACACGUUGGAGGAAAAAAAAAAAAAAGGACCCUUGCGUCUGGUGAGAAAAAGAAAAAAAUAUUGGAAGAGAGGACCAUGAGACUUUUAAUAAAACUAAAGGAGACUAAUGGACCUUCCAGGAUUUAUUGUGGACGGAUGUGGAUAUAUUCUGUACAGAAAAUAACACACAUGGAAGUGGACUGAAUUCUAUGUAGAAACACCCCCCAAACAUUGUUAUUCAUUUUGUAAAAUACUAGUCUUUAUUUUCAUUUUUUGUAAAAUUUAAACAUCGUAUGCACAUAAAAAAGGAAACAAGAAUUAGGGGAAAAUAACAUUUUCCAAAUAAUUAUUAAAAAAAUUGUCCUGUGUCUAUGUAUCUAUAUCUGUUUUGUAUUUUUUUCUGGUUCCAAACCAGAUUUCCUGUGAUUCUAUACUAAUAAUUUUUGAUAUAACCCUUUGCUUCUUAUAAUGAGUGCGAUAUAUGUUGUCAAGGCUGUUCUUCAAGAAUUAAAAUUGAAGUGAAAAUUUAAACAAAAAAAUAAAAGAAUUUAGCAAAA
Messenger RNA from Manis pentadactyla (Chinese pangolin), 2045 nucleotides. RefSeq names its product nuclear receptor subfamily 2 group F member 1 (gene NR2F1). The transcript is spliced from 3 exons. Gene Ontology annotation, biological process: negative regulation of transcription by RNA polymerase II; cell differentiation; anatomical structure development. The record is from RefSeq and is a predicted model, not a curated record. NCBI's taxonomy places the organism in Eukaryota, Metazoa, Chordata, Mammalia, Pholidota, Manidae. Gene Ontology annotation, molecular function: zinc ion binding; RNA polymerase II cis-regulatory region sequence-specific DNA binding; nuclear receptor activity. Bases 4 to 1275 code for a protein of 423 amino acids.